Lycium ferocissimum is the source of this 2083-nucleotide messenger RNA. RefSeq names its product NADPH--cytochrome P450 reductase-like. Gene Ontology annotation, cellular component: cytosol. Gene Ontology annotation, molecular function: flavin adenine dinucleotide binding; NADPH-hemoprotein reductase activity; FMN binding. NCBI's taxonomy places the organism in Eukaryota, Viridiplantae, Streptophyta, Magnoliopsida, Solanales, Solanaceae. Bases 11 to 2032 code for a protein of 673 amino acids. The transcript is spliced from 18 exons. The record is from RefSeq and is a predicted model, not a curated record.
UUGGUCAAUUAUGGACUCGGUGGAAUCAUCAUUGGGGAGCGAUAUGGGACUGCUGGUGGUAACAGCGUCGUUUGCAGUAGUAGUUGGAUUGGUGGUGUUGUUUGUGAAGAAGAGAUCAUCAAGUGAUCAUCCAAGUAAUGAAGUGAAGCCCCCAGUGGUGGUGGAAAAGGAGAUAGAGGUUGAACAUGGAAAAGUUAAGGUUACUGUGUUUUUUUCUACUCAAACUGGUACUGCUCAAGGCUUUGCUAAGACUUUAGCUGAGGAGGUAAAGGCAAGAUACAAGAAAGCCGUUGUGAAAGUUGUUGACAUGGAGGAUUAUGCUGUUGAUGAUGAUCAGUAUGAGGAGAAACUGAAGAAAGAAACCUUAGCAUAUUUCUUGGUGGCGACAUAUGGGGAUGGGGAGCCUACUGACAAUGCCGCGAGAUUUUACAAGUGGUUUACUGAGGGGCAAGAACGGGGCUUGUGGCUUCAACAGCUUUCUUAUGGUGUCUUUGGGUUGGGAAAUCGGCAAUAUGAACAUUUUAACACGAUUGGGGAGGUGAUGGAUGAAAAUUUAAGUAAACAAGGUGCUAAACGUCUUGUGCCUCUUGGCCUUGGGGAUGAUGAUCAGUGCAUUGACGACGAUUUUUCCGCUUGGCGAGAAAAAUUGUGGCCAGAAUUGGAUAAAAUACUCAAAGACAAGGAUGAUGCAAAGUCUGUAGCUACUCCAUCUACAGCUGCAGUUCCUGAAUAUCGUUUAGUUAUUCAUGAUUCCACUACUACAAGCUUUGAGGAUAAGCACACAAGCAUGGCGAAUGGAAACAUCUCAUAUGAUAUUCACAUCCAUGCAAGUAGAGUAAAUGUUGCUGUUCAAAGAGAGCUUCACAGACCCGAGUCUGAUCGUUCAUGUAUACACUUGGAAUUUAACAUAUCUGGCACUGGGAUUUCAUAUGAAGCUGGAGAUCACGUGGGUGUUUAUGCUGAAAAUUGUGAAGAAACUGUUGCGGAAGCUGCGAAAUUAUUGGAUCAGCCUUUAGACUUAUUAUUCUCCAUUCACAAUGACAAAGAGGAUGGUACAACUUUGGGGGGCUCAUUGCUGCCGCCUUUUCCUGGCCCUUGCACUAUGCGCGCUGCGCUUGCGCGUUAUGCAGAUCUUUUAAGUCCUCCUCAAAAGGCUUCUUUGAUUGCAUUAGCUGCUUAUGCGACCGAACCUAGAGAAGCAGAAAGGCUUAGAUUCUUGGCAUCUCUACAGGGCAAGGGUGAGUACUCUCAAUGGGUUGUUGCUAGUAAACGAAGCCUUCUUGAAGUGAUGGCUGAGUUUCCUUCGGCCAGACCACCUAUUGGUUUAUUUUUUGCAGCAGUCGCCCCUCGUUUACCCCCACGUUAUUAUUCUAUCUCAUCAUCUCCCAGAUUUGCUCCUGAUAGAGUCCAUCUGACCUGUGCUCUAGUUUAUGGUCCAACUCCCACUGGUCGAAUUCACAAAGGAGUAUGUUCGACCUGGAUGAAGAAUGCUGUUCCUUCAGAGACAAGCAACAAUUCCAGUUCUGCUCCCAUUUUUAUUAGGCCAUCUAAUUUCAAAUUACCUGCUGACCCUUCAGUUCCAAUAGUCAUGGUGGGACCUGGUUCUGGCUUGGCACCAUUUAGAGGAUUUCUGCAGGAACGAGCAGGCCUGAAGAAAGAAGGUGCUCAACUUGGCCCUGCUCUAUUGUUUUUCGGUUGUCGCAACCUCAGAAUGGAUUUCAUUUAUGAGGAGGAGCUCAACACUUUUGUAGAUCAAGGUGUAAUUUCAGAGCUGAUAGUGGCAUUUUCAAGGGAAGGGUCACAGAAGGAGUAUGUUCAACAUAAGAUGACGGAACAAGCCUCCCAGUUAUGGAGUUUAAUCUCCCAGGAGGGAUAUCUAUAUGUAUGUGGGGAUGCAAAAGGGAUGGCCAGAGAUGUACAUCGUACACUACAUACCAUAGUCCAGGAGCAGGAGAAGGUUGACUCAUCCAAAGCAGAGGCCGUUGUUAAGAAACUUCAGACGGAUGGAAGAUACCUCAGGGAUGUCUGGUGAUUAUUAAGGCACAUUCUAUCUACACCCAACCAUUUUUGUUCCUUUUUUUAA